Magnolia sinica is the source of this 2439-nucleotide messenger RNA. RefSeq names its product probable leucine-rich repeat receptor-like protein kinase At1g68400. The record is from RefSeq and is a predicted model, not a curated record. Gene Ontology annotation, molecular function: protein kinase activity; protein binding; ATP binding. Gene Ontology annotation, biological process: protein phosphorylation. The transcript is spliced from 2 exons. NCBI's taxonomy places the organism in Eukaryota, Viridiplantae, Streptophyta, Magnoliopsida, Magnoliales, Magnoliaceae. The coding region runs from base 57 to 2081 and encodes 674 amino acids.
AGGUUCUUCAGAUAUCUCUCUUGCUUUGCUUUCUCCAAACCAAACAAUCCAAAACAAUGGAGAAGAAGAAGAAACUCUCGCUUCUUCCUUUCUCUCCAUUUCUCCAUUUCCUUCUCAUCCUGGCCGCCCACCACUCCCUCAUCGAUGCUUCCACGAAUCCCGACGCGGAAUCCCUCCUCGCCUUCAAAGCCGGGUCCGACGCCUCCAACAAGCUCUCCUCCUGGAACGGGACUGCCGAUCCGUGCGUCUCCUGGUACGGCGUCUCGUGCUACCAGAACCGUGUAUCGCGUCUGGUCCUCGAGGGGCUUGACCUUAACGGCACCGUCCAGCCGUUAACGGCGUUAAGCGGGCUCCGUGUCCUCAGCCUCAAGAAGAACCAGUUCUCCGGACCCAUCCCCGACCUCUCCAACCUAACGGCGUUAAAGCUCCUCUUCCUCUCCUACAACGAUUUCUCAGGCGAUUUCCCGAUGUCCGUACUGUCUCUCGUCCGCCUUUACAGGCUCGAUCUCUCCCACAACAACCUGUCCGGUCAGAUUCCGGCGAACAUCAACCUUCUGUCCCACAUCCUCACACUCCGGCUUGAGGAGAACCGGUUCACCGGCUCGAUUUCCGGUUUAAACCUCCCGAACCUCCAAGACUUCAAUGUCUCGGGAAACCGGCUUACCGGCUCCAUCCCUAAAUCCCUAUCUGGUUUUCCGGAAACUGUCUUUGGUAGAAACUCGGUUUUGUGCGGUCCUCCGCUACCCCCCUGCCGGACCGUCGUCAGCGACCCGAGCCGGCCGGAUAACGGCGUUAAGACGCCGCCAAGUCCGUUAUACGGAGCCUCCCCGACGGUCGUUUCCUCCACCCCGAGCUCAAAGCCCGAGGUAACGACAGCAGCGCCGGGGACCCACCGGGUCGGGGGCGGCAAGAUGAGUCGACUCGCCCUGAUCGCCAUCGUUGUGGGCGAUCUGUUCGUGCUCGUGCUGGUCUCCGGCCUCCUCUUCUGCUGCUUCUGGAAGGGUUUCAGGAAGCCGAGGAGCGGCGGGAAGGGGUCGUCGAGGAUUCUAGAAGGGGAGAAGAUCGUGUACUCCUCGAGCCCGUACCCGCCAUCGCAGGGCGGUUUUGAGAGGGGGAAGAUGAUUUUUUUCGACGUGUCGAAGCGGUUUGAGCUGGAGGAUCUUCUCAGGGCGUCGGCCGAGAUGCUUGGGAAAGGCGGUUUUGGGACGGCUUACAAGGCGAUUUUAGAGGACGGCAAUGUGGUGGCGGUGAAGAGGCUGAAGGAGGUGGCGUUGUGCGGGAAGAGGGAGUUCGAGCAGCAGAUGGAGCUUUUGGGGAGGCUGAAGCACCCGAACAUCGUAGGACUGAAGGCUUUUUACUAUGCUCGGGACGAGAAGCUGCUGGUGUACGAGUAUAUGCCGAACGGGAGUUUGUUCUCUCUGCUGCACGGCAACAGAGGUCCUGGCCGGACUCCGUUGGAUUGGACCACCAGGAUGAAGAUUGCAGCUGGUGCGGCCCGUGGGGUCGCCUUCAUCCACAAUGCCUGCCGUGCGCCCAAGCUCUCCCACGGCAACAUCAAAUCCACCAAUGUCCUCCUUGACAAGGCCGGCAAUGCACGCGUCUCCGACUUCGGACUCUCUGCCUUCUCUGCCAUGGUGCCAAAAUCCAACGGUUACCGUGCACCAGAAAUAUCUGAUGGCCGGAAGUUCUCUCAGAAGGCUGAUGUGUAUGCCUUCGGCGUGCUGCUGCUUGAGCUGCUGACAGGCAAGUGCCCGUCCUCGCCGGACAACACUAGCGGCGGUACCAUUUUGGACCUUCCAAGGUGGGUCCAGUCGGUGGUGAGGGAGGAAUGGACGGCGGAGGUGUUUGAUCUGGAGCUCAUGAGGUACAAGGACAUUGAGGAAGAGAUGGUAGGGAUGCUGCAGAUUGGGAUGGCGUGCACUUCGUUGGCGCCGGAUCAACGGCCCAGGAUGGGCCAAGUAGUGAAGAUGAUUGAAGAGAUACGUGGGGGUGGAGGGGACCUGUCCCCAUCCCAUGAUUCGUUCGACUCGGUGUCUGACUCGCCGUCCGUGUCGGAAGAUGCCGGUGGGGUGAGCCAGUGAUGGUGUGGAACUUCAGUGCCACCUGAUCAACGGCGCAGGAUGUGCCACGUGGUGAGUGAAGAGAUCAGCGGCUGGGUCCGUGACUCGUUUGACUCGGUGUCCGACUCGCCACCUGGGUUAGAAGAAACUGGUGGUGGUUGUCAGUGAUCAAAAAUGGAAGAGAAGGUGAGAUUUUCUAUUUAAAAUGGUUAACUUUGGAAGUGAGGGUGUAAAGAUUUGUUAGGAAAGGUGUGUUUGGUUGAUGUUGGUGUGCCAUGGAAAGCUUUGAGGUGAAGAUUUUAUACAUAUCUCGAUGUCCAAACGCAUUUUGUCUUGAUAUCUGGAUAAUUGAUGCCCUUCAUCCGUACUCUCAUUCGAU